AUGGAAGAGAAGAAGAAUGCAGACGACGAUAGAAUCAUCAACGACAAUAUAUUGAUGAUAUCUGAUGUCCAUGCUGAUGACGAGGAUUUUGAGAAGCAGCAAGAAGGCAGCAGCAGAUUGAAUAUAAGUCGAGAGAUUCAGGAAAGCGUAAGAAAAUCCGAGGAAGCAAGUUGUGUUUCACCUACAAGUUCGUUACCUCCUGCUCCCCCAGUACUAGGCCUUGGGCGUGGUGCUCCUCUUUUGAAACCCACUCCACGACGCCGUGUCAAUGGCAACGUGUCUCAGCACCCUACCACUACCACUGCAGAGACCGAUGAGACCAGGGUCAAGUUUCUGAGGCUUUCACACAGAUUAGGGCAAACUCCACGUAACAACGUUGUUGUUGCUCAGUUUUUGUAUAGGCUUGGAUUGCCUGAGCUGUCUAGGGGAAGCAGCCGUGGUGUUGGUGCCUUUAUUAGUAGUAUUAAUCGUGCCAUUUCCAUGGCGGAACAGCUUGAGGGACAGAAUCAGGAUCAUCCGCUUGAUUUUUCUUGUACGAUUAUGUUGCUCGGUAAAACCGGUGUUGGCAAAAGUGCUCGAUCCAAGGCUCAACCUCCACUGUCACUUUUUCUCUCAUCUCUUCUGGAAUCAGAUCAGCUUCCUCCUCCUUUUAAGCGAUUGACUGAAGCUGAGAUUUCUAGGCUUAGUGAGCAAUAUCGUGUUGAGUUUGAGCACCAGGCGGAACUAGAGAUGGAAGAGGAAAACGAGAGACGUCGACCUCAUAUUACUCUUCCACCUACCAUGCCAGUACCUAUACCGAUAUGGUAUGACACUAACAAUCAUCCUGUUCGCACCCAUCCACCUAUUGAUCUCUCCAACCCGUCGCUACUUGUUACUCCAGUCCUGGUACUUCCGGGGUGGGAUCAUGAUAUUGGCUAUGAUGGUCUAAGUGCUGAGGGGACUUUGGUUAAUGUUAAAGAAAAGAUGCAUAUGUCUUACUCGGGUCAAGUGACAGAGAACUUCAGGAAGAAAGGUGCAAACGUGCAGCUGGAAAUGGCCAACUUGGUUGUACAUGGAGAGGAGGGUAAUAGAUCAACCUCCCUAGGUUUCGAGAUGCAAAAAAAGACCUGGGAUGAAUUGUCUUGCACUCUUCGAAGUGAUUCCAAUUUUAUGAAACACAAUGCUGCUGCUGGUCUCUCUGUAACGCUCUUGGGUGAUUCGGUGUCUGCGGGGAUGAAAGCAGAACGUAAGUUGAUUGCUAAUAAAAGGUUCGGAAUGGAUGUGUGUGGUGGUGGGGCAAUGACCUGUCGAGGUGAUGCUGCUUAUGGGGGUAGUUUAGAAGCUCAGUUGCUUGGUAGGUUUUUUUUAUCUACUCUGGGACUUUCUGUGGUGGAUGGGCAUGGGGGUCUUGCUAUCGGAGGGAAUAUACAGACCCAAGUGCACAUAGGACGUUCAUCUGAUCUAACUGCUCGUGCUAAUCUGAACAGCAGAGGGGCAGUGCAAGUAAGCAUCCGGGCAAACAUCUUUGAACAGCUCGAACAUGCUAUGGCCGCACUUGUUCCUCUGUUUAAGAAGCUACUUAGUUAUUAUUCCCCUAAUUAG
Brassica oleracea var. oleracea is the source of this 1581-nucleotide messenger RNA. Its product is annotated as translocase of chloroplast 120, chloroplastic-like. Lineage: Eukaryota; Viridiplantae; Streptophyta; Magnoliopsida; Brassicales; Brassicaceae. The transcript has a single exon. The coding region runs from base 1 to 1581 and encodes 526 amino acids. The record is from RefSeq and is a predicted model, not a curated record.